Molecule: messenger RNA, 345 nt
Organism: Symbiodinium necroappetens
Lineage: Eukaryota; Dinophyceae; Suessiales; Symbiodiniaceae
Source: the annotation of a GenBank genome assembly
AUGGUCGGCAAGUGCGAGGUGCAGCCACGAACCGCUGAGGAGAUGCAGCAGGUGCCCCCUGGAGAGUCCUGGAACUGCGCUGUGAAGAUCGAAAAGUGUCGCUGGCUUGAGAGGAGUGGCUGCGUGGGAAUGUGCGUAGGUCUCUGCAAGAGGCCUAUGCAGCGAAUGUUCGGAGAGGUUCUGGGAAUGCCACUUUCGAUGGAGCCAAACAUGGAGGACUUGAGCUGCACGAUGGUUUUUGGCAAAGACCCAGAGCCAUGGGAGCAGGAUGAUCUGCAACAGCAGCCGUGCUUCCGGUCUUGUGCUACAGCCAGGAUGACUGGAGCUUGCCCAAAGCUGUCUUGA